AUGGCGACCACGUCGAACAUGUUCCUCUACUCGCUGACCAUCCAGCCACCCACUCACAUCACACAGGCUGUGGUCGGUCAGUUCGCGGGCACCAAGGAGCAGCACAUUGUGACUUCAUCGGGCUCACGUCUCGUUCUCCUUCGUCCUGACCCUACCCAAGGGAAGAUCAUCACGCUUCUAUCCCACGAUAUCUUCGGUAUCAUCCGGUCGAUGGCAGCUUUCAGGCUAGCUGGAAGUAGCAAAGACUACCUCAUCCUCGCCACUGACUCUGGAAGAAUUACCAUCCUCGAAUACAUUCCUGCGCAAAACUGCUUCACGCGAGUGCAUUUGGAAACGUUCGGAAAGUCUGGUGUCCGAAGAGUAAUUCCCGGGGAGUACCUUGCGUGCGACCCGAAGGGAAGAGCUUGCCUUAUUGCCUCAGUUGAGAAGAACAAGCUUGUCUACGUCUUGAACCGAAAUGCCCAGGCUGCCCUGACCAUUAGUUCUCCUCUCGAAGCCCACAAGCCCGGUGUCCACGUGCUCUCGAUGACUGCGUUAGACGUCGGUUACGCCAACCCCGUCUUCGCUGCUCUCGAGACAGAUUAUACCGAGGCUGAUCAGGACCCGACCGGCCAAGCUGUCGACGAGAUCGAGCCUCAUCUGGUAUACUACGAGCUCGAUCUUGGUCUCAAUCAUGUGGUUCGAAAAUGGUCCGAGCCCGUAGACCGUACGGCAGCGAUGUUAUUCCAGGUCCCUGGAGGGAAUGACGGCCCUAGUGGAGUCUUAGUCUGCGGUGAAGAGAGCGUUACUUAUCGUCACUCGAACCAGGACCCCUUCCGUGUUCCCAUUCCCCGGAGGCGGGGUGCCACCGAGGAUCCUUCGAGGAAGCGCAACAUCGUCGCCGGAGUGAUGCAUAAGUUGAAGGGAAGCGCAGGAGCUUUCUUUUUCCUGCUGCAGACCGAAGAUGGCGACUUAUUUAAAGUCACAAUCGAUAUGGUUGAGGACGACGACGGUAACCCGACUGGUGAAGUGAGGCGGCUGAAGAUCAAAUAUUUCGAUACCGUACCCCUCGCUACAAGUCUGUGCAUCCUGAAAAGUGGCUUCCUCUACGUUACCAGUCAGGCUGGCAAUCAUCAAUUCUACCAGUUUGAGAAGCUUGGAGAUGAUGACGAUGAGCCUGAAUUCUCCAGCGAUAAUUUCCCCGCCGACCCCAAUGCUUCCUAUGACCCCGUCUAUUUCCAUCCGAGACCAGCGGAGAACUUGGCUUUGGUGGACAGCGUGGACUCUAUGAACCCCCUAGUUGACUGCAAAGUCGCCAAUCUGACAGAUGAGGAUGCGCCUCAAAUCUACACCGUCUGUGGAAGCGGUGCGAGGAGUACUUUUAGGAUGAUAAAACAUGGACUUGAGGUGGAAGAAAUCGUCGCCUCUGAGGUCCCAGGUAUCCCGUCUGCUGUUUGGACUCUCAAGCUUAAUCGCGGGGACCAAUACGACGCCUACAUCAUUCUUUCCUUCACCAACGGGACUUUUGUCCUCAGCAUCGGCGAAACUGUUGAGCAAGUAAACAACUCUGGUUUCUUGACAUCAGUCCCGACGCUGGCUGCGCAACUCCUGGGCGAGGACGGCCUCAUCCAGGUCCAUCCCAAGGGCAUCAGGCACAUCUGCCGCGGGGAGGUGCAAGAGUGGGCAGCACCCCAGCAUCGCUCCAUUGUGGCGGCAGCGACCAAUAGCCAUCAAGUGGCGAUCGCCCUGAGUUCGGGCGAAAUCGUUUACUUCGAAAUGGACGCUGACGGCUCCCUAGCGGAAUACGAUGAGAAAAAGGAAAUGAAUGGCACUGUUACUUGCCUUAGCCUUGGCGAGGUCCCUGAAGGCAGACGGCGAAGCUCGUUCUUGGCAGUAGGAUGUGACGAUUGCACUAUCCGUAUCCUCAGUCUCGACCCGGAUUCGACAUUAGAAAGCCGGUCGGUUCAGGCUUUGACUGCAGCCCCAUCAUCUCUAUCCAUUAUGGCCAUGUACGAUUCCUCUUCGGGAGGAUCUACCCUCUAUCUUCACAUCGGGUUGCACUCCGGGGUGUAUCUUCGGACAGUUCUCGACGAAGUCACGGGCGAGUUAACGGACACGAGGCAGAAGUUCCUUGGUCCUCGCCCUGUUAAACUAUCCCAGGUCUCUGUUAAGGGCCAGACAUGUGUUCUGGCUUUGAGCUCACGACCUUGGCUGGGCUACGCAGAUCCAAUCUCCAAGAGCUUUGUUAUUACACCCCUAAACUAUGUUGAUCUAGAAUGGGGUUGGAACUUCACAAGCGAGCAGUGUGAGGAGGGUAUUGUUGGUAUACAAGGUCAAUCGCUUCGGAUCUUCUCCAUCGAAAAACUAGGUGAGACUCUGAUCCAGAAGUCUGUUCCUCUUACAUAUACCCCUAAAAAGCUCGUCAAACACCCCGAGCACCCUAUUCUCUACACAAUCGAAGCAGACAACAAUACCCUACCACCAGAGCUCCGUGAGCAGUUGCUGGCCGACCCCGGGGUUGUAAAUGGAGACGGCACAGUUUUACCCCCUACUGAGUUCGGCUAUCCGAGAGGCAAGGGCCGCUGGGCGUCAUGCAUCAAUGCCGUGGAUCCAUUGGGAGAUGAGCCACGAGUAACGCAGACCAUCGACUUCAAGAAUAACGAAGCUGCCACUUGUACUGCUAUUAUUCCAUUUGCCAGCCAAGAUCAGGAACCUUUCCUUGUCGUAGGAACUGGCAAGGACAUGAUUCUCAACCCUCGCCAGUUCUCUGAAGGAUACAUACAUGUAUACCGUUUCCACGAGGAAGGUAAGGAGCUCGAGUUCAUUCACCAGACCAAGGUUGAGGAGCCUCCCAGUGCAAUGCUCGCCUUCCAGGGCAAAUUGCUUGUGGCCAUCGGGAAGACGCUGCGCAUCUACGACCUUGGCAUGAAACAGAUGCUCAGGAAGGCGCAGGCUACCGUCUCGGCCCAUCUCAUCGUGUCCCUUAACGUACAGCAUAACCGCAUCGUUGUGGGUGAUGUGAUGCAAGGGAUCACCUACGUCGCGUACAAACCAAUGGCGAACAAGCUCAUUCCCUUUGCAGAUGAUACGAUCUCGCGUUGGGUGACUUGCACGACAAUGGUGGACUACGAAUCAGUGGCCGGAGGCGACAAGUUUGGCAACCUAUACAUUCUUCGUUGCCCACUCCAGGCGAGUGAGGAGGCAGAUGAGGAUGCAACCGGCGUACACCUCCUUCACUCUCGGGACUACCUCCACGGCGCGCCAAAUCGGCUGGAUCUCAUGGCGCACUUCUACACUCAGGACAUUCCCACAAGCAUCACCAAGACCAACCUAGUUGUUGGCGGCCAGGACAUUAUACUCUGGUCUGGAAUUAACGGCUCCAUAGGGGCUCUAAUUCCCUUUGUCAGCCGCGAGGAUGCCGAUUUCUUCCAGACUCUGGAGACACAUAUGAGGAGCGAAGAUCCACCUCUGGCUGGCAGGGAUCAUCUUAUCUACCGUGGCUACUACGUUCCUGUCAAGGGUGUCAUCGAUGGUGACCUCUGCGAGCGGUACGCCCUCCUUCCCAACGACAAGAAGCAGAUGAUUGCGGGAGAGCUGGACCGGUCCGUCCGGGAGAUCGAGAGGAAAAUUUCGGACGUCCGGACACGCUCAGCUUUCUAA
Messenger RNA from Scedosporium apiospermum, 3639 nucleotides. Its product is annotated as Pre-mRNA-splicing factor rse-1. NCBI's taxonomy places the organism in Eukaryota, Fungi, Ascomycota, Sordariomycetes, Microascales, Microascaceae. The record is from RefSeq and is a predicted model, not a curated record. Gene Ontology annotation, molecular function: protein binding; U2 snRNA binding. Gene Ontology annotation, cellular component: U2 snRNP; nucleus. The coding region runs from base 1 to 3639 and encodes 1212 amino acids. Gene Ontology annotation, biological process: mRNA splicing, via spliceosome. The transcript is spliced from 4 exons.